Truncatella angustata is the source of this 614-nucleotide messenger RNA. RefSeq lists its product as uncharacterized. The coding region runs from base 79 to 276 and encodes 65 amino acids. NCBI's taxonomy places the organism in Eukaryota, Fungi, Ascomycota, Sordariomycetes, Amphisphaeriales, Sporocadaceae. The record is from RefSeq and is a predicted model, not a curated record. The transcript is spliced from 3 exons.
CCAAAUUUCACAUUAUCAAUACCAUUACACAAGCACUCAAUUUGCCCAUCACGGUUCUAUUAGAAUUUGCCUACCAACAUGCAGUUCCACCACCUCCUGACUGCCCUGUCUGCAGGCCUGGCUUUUGCAGCACCUGCCCCGGAGGAGUUUGUUGCCGUUGACGCUGAACUUGUGGCUCCUGCCGCAUGCCUUCCGGCCUCUUGCGCUUCUUUCGGUUGCUGUUCAGGAAAUUGUGGAUACUGGUGUCGAGCUUGCAGCAUCAAGUAUACCUGUUAAAGGAGCACAGAGUUGUGUGCUCUCUCGCCCUGACAGACUCUCUACAGAAUGAUUUCAGAUGAGUUCGUGGCGCGUAUCAAAAGUGGGAGGAGGAUUGGGUCCGAUGUUUUAUUCCAUGCUCCUAUAUGUAUGUCUUUUUCAAAUGUUGCUAGGACUUUGAAGAUGCAUCUUCACCAAGAGGGCUACCUGAGUCCGCGAUGGUAUUAAUGGUCGAGGAUGUAGAACAGUCGUGGGAACAAGUUAGCGAUGCACCGGUAAUCACUCUUUCAGAAUUCUCGUAUAAUCAAUAACCAGUUUGGUUUCCUGAACAUAAAAAUCUACAUCUUUCCAUCCUCGAG